CCGCAUUCCACCAUACCUCCUCAUGUCGGUCCUUAGCCAGACUCAGGAGGGCGUCCCUGUCCUCCAUUCCCUCCCAUGGGAGCUCAUGCUCGAAGUAUUCGAGCUGGUCAUACAGGAGGUCAAGCCUAGCGCGCUUCUCUGCUUAUCAAGAACGAUAAAUGCCGUCAUAGAGGCCAUAAUCUACCGCACGGUCGUUCUCCCUUCGCCUCAGGCCGUCUUCCUAUUCCACCAAUCGGUGUCCUCCAAGCCGCCCGCCUUUCACGCUGCGCACGUCCUCCGGUUGUACGUCACGUAUAGCCCGAGCUGGCAUGCCGAGCCGACUCUUCGCCGCUGCCUCAGGGAUAUCCUGACGGCCUGCGGCGGAAUCCGAGAGCUCACACUCCCAACUGGGCAUGGGUCCAUUGCUAGGCAGUACCCGACCCUCACGCACCUCACUGUGGGGUCGUUUGAGGAGGAGGACAAGAGCGCGGGGAGGAAGAAGCCAACUGGCGAUCCCUCAGCCAUCACUCAUCUCCGCAUCUGCGAGCCAGCGUCUAGCCUAUGGUGCCCGCCGAUAGAGCUGCUGAAGUCUUUCGGCAAGCUUCCGGCGCUUACGCACCUCCAGCUGCCGCGCCGCAUGAAUGCGAACGAGGAGAACGACGAGAUCUUCGCGCAGGAUGUGGAGGAAAUCCUGCGGCGGCGUUCCAAGCUGAAGAUGCUGGUAGUCAGCCUCUUCCAUGCGCCUGUAGGCGAGGAGGUUCAUGCGGAGGAGACGAACAUAUUUCGCCUUCUUCGGAAGAUAGACGACGAGCGGCUCGUGCUAGAGCGUGGCCGCGAGGAGGAGUGGCAGUCGGGGAGACCCUUCAGUUGGGAGGUAGAAGCGAUACCCACUCACUAGAGUAUAUCUUUACAUCCGGAGCGCAUAAUUACAACCAGUACUGUAGAUGGAUGACACCCGUAGAUAACUUGGAUUCCUGGAUCGCUCACACUACUACCCCUACUCGCUUUGAAUAUAAGUACUUACAUACUCUGUAGAUGAAGUCUCUUGCUCUGUUGCAUCGAGGGACCCCUCUGUAAAGCUCUUCACAUUCACAUUCUACUCCGUAUGCCCCUCGGACUUCUGCGAAAGUCCCCAAGCUCCUGCGGUCCCGUAGCCCCUAUAACUGUUCCCACGGUUGAAGGGUCACAUGUAAUGGCACGCGUGAUCCGGC
Schizophyllum commune H4-8 is the source of this 1190-nucleotide messenger RNA. RefSeq lists its product as uncharacterized. Lineage: Eukaryota; Fungi; Basidiomycota; Agaricomycetes; Agaricales; Schizophyllaceae. The record is from RefSeq and is a predicted model, not a curated record. The transcript has a single exon. Bases 23 to 877 code for a protein of 284 amino acids.